Molecule: messenger RNA, 399 nt
Organism: Gongylonema pulchrum
Lineage: Eukaryota; Metazoa; Nematoda; Chromadorea; Rhabditida; Gongylonematidae
Source: the annotation of a GenBank genome assembly
AAAGGCGAAGCUGAUGUUGUAACGGUAGUUGAAAAGGCUGAUGAAAGUGCUCUGCUGUUGAAGCAUUCGAACUCGGACAUGAUUUGUCGCAUUACGCUGACCAGCGUACUGCUUCGUGAAGAUCAUGUUACUGCAGAGGGUGAUGGAGCUACGGCAGCGGCUGCUGCAGGCGCCAAAGCUGCACCGCCAAAGGAUCCACUGCCGAAGGUCCCUUGCCUGGAAGCGCUUGCUGAAUUGAGACACGCCAAGUGGUUCCAGGUUAGAUGUUCAAACUUGCAGUCAGCAGCAAUUACGCUUCGUAUCUUGCGUGAUGUACGCCAACGUGUUUCAACAUGGCAGCCAUUAAGAGCCUGGGCGGCCGAACUGCUUGUGGAAAAAGUCCUGUCAUCGCUAGGUUAA